AUGGCCCCGAAUCUUUUUGAUUCUAAUUUUCGCACAUUAAAUUUCGAUUUUGAAUCUUUUAUCUAUGCGAACGAAAUUCUUAAACCAGUUACACCAAAGACAAAUGGGAACAAGAAACAAGACGGUCAAAAAACUGUUUGCAAACAUUGGUUAAUUGGAAUCUGCUUUCGUAAUCAAUGUUCAUAUUUGCAUACUUAUGAUUUUAACAACAUGCCUAUAUGUCCUACGAUGAAAGGCAUGAAUUAUAUUCAAAAAAUUGGAUCAGGUGAAAAAAAAACCAUAGCAAAGGAUCUAAAAGAUUUUCUCUUUAUGUCACAGCUCAUGGAAAAUGGAUUAAGCUACGUAGAAGAUGUGGAGACUACAUGCGGGGAUUUUGUAGUCGCGGGCCUGUUUGUCCAAACAAACAUAUUCGACGUAUCAUAUGCCCUUUGUACAUUACGGGAUUUUGUCCUCAGGGACCAAAUUGUAUCCAAAACAUAUCAAUCUCUUCGAACAAUCUCGCAAUACGAUGAAUCUUCCAUGCGAGAAGAGAGGAAGGG
Molecule: messenger RNA, 539 nt
Organism: Dentiscutata erythropus
Lineage: Eukaryota; Fungi; Glomeromycota; Glomeromycetes; Diversisporales; Gigasporaceae
Source: the annotation of a GenBank genome assembly